This is a messenger RNA of Phragmites australis (common reed), 4207 nucleotides long. RefSeq lists its product as uncharacterized. The record is from RefSeq and is a predicted model, not a curated record. The coding region runs from base 302 to 4120 and encodes 1272 amino acids. The transcript is spliced from 5 exons. Lineage: Eukaryota; Viridiplantae; Streptophyta; Magnoliopsida; Poales; Poaceae.
CCAAAUCCGAACCGGCCCUCCAAAUCCAAAGCCGGAAAAACAACCACCCUUUUCUUUUCCUCCAUUUUCCCCACCCACGAACUCGUCGUCUCCCAUCCCCCGCCGCUGCCUCCACCCCUCCCUCCGUCCCCCCACCCCAACAAAACCCUAGCCGCCUCGGGCCCCAGCGCCCCGCGCUCGUCCACGGCCGCCACGGCCGCCUAGAUCCCCCGGAUCCCUCGAGCGCCCUAGGGCUUCCGGGCCCGCCUCGCCCGCGCCGCAUCUGACUUGGUAGUGGUGUACGGGCUAGGGUUGGCCCGCCAUGCCUCGGAGCUCGCGCCACAGGUCGCACCGGUCCCAUAGGCGGGGAGGGUCCGCGGACCGGUCGGAGUCCGAGGGCGAGGAGGCGGCGUCGGCGUCGACCGGCGCGCGGGAGGAGGUCGCGGCGGUGGCUAGGGUUUCGCGAGAUCUCGAGCCAGAGAGGCGCCGCUCGUCGUCGGGGAAGGAGGUCGUGAGAUCGGGGAACGGGUACGCGGAGCACGGGAAGAAGAGGAAGGAGAGGGUCGAGGAAGCCGUUGUGGAUGUGGUCAGCGACCGGUGGAACAGCGGCGUCUGCGAGGAUCAUUUGGUCGACAAGAGGUCCAAGAGUGAAGUGCAUGGCCCUGUCGAUGCGGAAAAACCAGCGGACAAGUCCAAGGGAUCAGGGGAUGAGUCCAAGAGGUCAAGCAGGCGGGCGGUGCUUUCGGAUGAGAGGGCAGAUGAGGUUGUGUUGAAGAGUGAUUCUGGGAAGCGGCGGUCGGAGAAGGAGAAAGAUUUGGGGAGGAGAGAGAGUACCGGGCAGUAUAAGGAUGACAGAGAUAGAGAUAGGGAGAGGGAGAGAGAAAGGGAAAAGGAGAAAGAUUUGGGGAGGAGAGAGAGUACAGGGCAGAAGGAGCGAGUGAGGGAAAGGAGUAGGGACAGAGAGAGGGAGAAGGAAAAGGAACGGGAGAAGGAGAGGGAGAGAGAACGGGAGAGGGAGGAGCGAGUGCGGGAGAAAAAUAGGGAUCGAGAGCGUGACAGGGAGCGGGAAAGGCAGAAGGACCGAGAGAGGGAAAAGAAAGACUAUGAUUCCAAGCAUGAGAGGUAUGAGGAUGCGGUUAGCGGGAAGAGUGGCUCAAAGGCAAGUAGGAUGGAAGAUGAGGCUUAUUCAUACAGGAGAGAUAUAGAGAUUAAUGAAAUUCCAUCAAAAGAGAAGUACAGUAAUCCUGAGAAGCAACCUGACAAACACAGCCGAAGAAAAGAUGACUCUGAAGACAUAGAUAAGUGGCCUGCUGACAAUAGAGACAGUGAUGAUAGAAAGACUCUGUCCAGAUAUGAACAUGUUAAAGCUAGGAAUUCUAAAGAACAAAGGUUUGAUGAUGACAAGUACAAAGAAAAGGACAAGGAUGAUUACGGAAGGGAUAGAAGACAACAAGAUGACAAGUUUCUCGAUGAGCGCGUGACCCGAGAUCAUGAAAGUGAUAGGGCUGAUUAUAAGAGCACUAAAGAUGGACACAGAAGCUCGGAGAGCCAUUACAGAAAGGAUGCAGUUCAAGAUGGCGAUCAUUAUGAUGAUUAUGGCAGCAGGUAUAAGGAAAGUAGAGGGAGAAAAAGACCUCCUGAGGAAAAUGAUGACCAAUACGAUUUAAAGCCUCCAAGUGCACGAGAUCGGCGUGUAAAUUUGGAAAAAUCUUCAGGCAGUGGGCGUCUGGAUUCUCUGAUUGAGAGAGCAAGACUUGAUCGUAGUUCUAGUCCAAGUAAACUCCAUGGAAGAAGUUCACCUAGCCCAAGUUCUUAUCAUGACAAAGAUCAGAGCUGGCACGGAUCUAAACUGAUAGAUCAUGGUAAAAGAGAACCGUAUGAUGAGAGAAAUAUUCGAUCAAGAACAUCUUCUGCGAGCGAAAGGACACCUGCCUCUAGACUUCGUGAUAGGGAUGCAGAAAAUUGGUCUUCAGAAAGGUUCAAACAGAAGGACGAUCACCAGCCUCGUGACGUACCAUUGGAAAUCUCUACAUCGUCACAAUAUGAUCGCACACCUAGGAAAGAUAAGCAUACCUCACCAAAGCAGUUAUCUGAAAAAUCUCCAUCUUCAGGCGACCAAAGGUUUUCAGGUAGGCUUAGUAGUGGACGUAGUCUUGAUAAUAAAGGAGAAAGAAACAGCCUUACAAGAUACAGGGAUCGAGAUGGUGAGCUGCCCCAAGAACGGUCACUUCAUCAAGAUCGAACACCAGCUAAAGUUCCGUUCAGGGAACCAACACCUUCUGGUUCAUCCAUAAGCAGAGGUGGCCAUUUUUCAGGCACUUCACCAAAUCAUCCUCUGCCACUCUCUGCAAGGCAUAGAAGUGAUGAUUCUUCUUUCUUGGGUUUGCAUGAUGAUGACCGUAGACCACAAAGUGGAGAUAGGAGGUUCCAUGGCCAUCAAAAGAGGAAUGAUAUGAAUCCUGGAUGUGGACAUGGACAUGCCUGGAACAAUCCACCAAACUGGCCUUCUCCAGUAGCAAAUGGUUUUGUCCCUAUUCAACAUGGCGCUCCAGCAUUUCACCCACCUGUGCAUCAGUAUCCUGGCCCACCUAUGUUUAACCUUAGGCCUCAAAUGAAGUUGAACCAACCUGGAGUUUCAUAUCCCAUGCAUGACGCUAUUGAAAGGUUUUCAACCCACAUGCGCCCAUUUGGGUGGCCUAAUCCUCUGGACGAAUCAUGCCCACCUCACCUGCAAGUUUGGAAUGGAGGCAGUGGUGUGUUUCCUGGCGAACCCUAUUUGUAUGGUAGGCAAGAGUGGGAUCAGAACAGACCGCAUGCUAGCAGCAGAGGUUGGGAGGUGACUAAUGAUGCAUCAAAGGGACUAAAUGAAGUGCCUGAUGCUGAACUUCCAGUUGCUAAGAAGGAGCCUGACUGUGCAGCAACCCUUAUUUCUGAGUCUUCCGGUGGACAACACAAUCUUCAACCUCAGAUCGAGCAAAAAGAAAUUGAACACUCGAAGUCAGAAAACAUUGAAGCAAAGGAUGAUUCUGAAAGUUCCUUGAAAAGUUUCAAAGCUCCUCAAGGAGCACCAGUUAUGACUUCUAUGCUGUCAAAGAAUGGCGUGGUCUUUUCUAAAAGCUAUCUAUCCAGAAUUAGUGUGUCACAUGAUCUUGUUGAGUCAGAGUUGUACAAAAGGUGUAUAUCCUUGCUGGGAGACUUGGGUGUAACAAAGGCCCCUCUGGAGGUUAAGAAUGAGCUUAUUCAGAACAAUAGAAAUAUUGGAAAGGUAACUAGAAAACAUGGAAGCCCCAAUCCUUUCAGUUCACUUUACCUCAAGGGUAACAGUACUAUCUUUCAGAGAGCUAUGGCUCUUCACAAGAAUCAGACAGGGGAGGCUUUAGUUCCCACCUCUUCCUUUGUAAAAACGGAAGGGAAGAUGGACUUACCAGAAGAAGCUUGUGACACAGAAAUGCUUGAUAGUACUCAAAAGGAACCAGCUGUGAGCAACCCUGCUCCGCUCUGUUGCCCUGAUAUCAUUGAGGAAGGUUCACCGUCAAAACUGCAACCUGGUGAUAGCAUGGGGGUGGCAAAUCCAGCAACUAAAGAAUCUGGUGGUGGGGAGGCAUCUCCAGCAAUCACACAACCUGAUGUAGAGAUGGAGGCGGUGGCACCACCAGCAAUCACAGAACCUGACAAGGACAUGGAGGAUGUGGUACCUCCAGCAAUUGAAGUACCUGCUGAUGGCAUUGAGGAUGGUGCACGACAAGUGACUCUAGAACAUGCUGCUGACUUGCCAGAAGUUACACCUGCUGAUGGCAUGGAGGAUGUUGCACCUUCAGCCGUUGGAGAAUUAGGUGAUAGCAUGGAGGUUAUGCCCCCUGCCGCCGCAGAUACUAGCAUAGGCAAGGAGGAUGCUCCUGUUGUUGCUAGUCCUGAUGGUCAAGAGGGACCCUCCAUCAUGCAUGCAGGUGCUGAGACAGGUAUUGAAGAAGAUAUUGAUAAAGUUACCGAUGAUAAUAAUGGGGAUGGUGAGGUGAACUCAUCAAUCCUGGCCCCCAAGUUGGAUGUCGCUGCAAGCGAUUCUCAGGAUUCUGAAGCUUUGUUGGUGGAAAGUAGGGUAAAUUUAAGUCGGAUACCUAAUUCCCAAGAAAGUACACAUUGAACUCCUUUUUAUUCCAUUUUUAAUUCCUUUUGUCUGAGGGUCUUGCGCCCUCAGCCUAGUGUUUUUUGAGUUGCAUCGUUUUGUUUA